Talaromyces rugulosus is the source of this 627-nucleotide messenger RNA. RefSeq lists its product as uncharacterized. The transcript is spliced from 3 exons. Bases 1 to 627 code for a protein of 208 amino acids. Gene Ontology annotation, biological process: late endosome to vacuole transport via multivesicular body sorting pathway; vesicle budding from membrane. The record is from RefSeq and is a predicted model, not a curated record. Lineage: Eukaryota; Fungi; Ascomycota; Eurotiomycetes; Eurotiales; Trichocomaceae. Gene Ontology annotation, cellular component: ESCRT III complex; multivesicular body.
AUGGGGAACACCAACAGUUCUCACAAGAUCUCUGGUCAAGACAGAGCGAUUCUAGACCUCAAGAUCCAGCGCGACAAGCUACACCAAUACCAAAAGCGCAUCGCCGUACUCACUGAUCGCGAAACCGCCGUCGCAAAGCAAUGCCUCGCGCGCAAUGACCGCACCCGCGCGCUGCUCGCUCUGCGUCGUAAGAAAUACCAGGAAUCGCUGCUGGCCAAGACAGAUUCCCAGCUAGCACAGCUGGAACAGCUUGUCUCCCAGGUCGAGUUUGCGCUGGUGCAAAAGGAUAUUAUGUAUGGCCUGCAGCAAGGCACGCAGGUUUUGCAGGCUAUCAAUAAAGAGAUGGGCGGGUUGGCCGCGGUGGAGAAGUUGAUGGGUGAAAAUGAAGAGGCUAGGGCGUAUCAGGAGGAAGUUAGUCAGAUGCUCGCUGGGCAAAUGUCCAACGAAGACGAGGACGAAGUCGAAGACGAACUGGAAGCGCUACAACGACAAGUCGAAGGCCCUGUCGUCCUACCAAAUGCUCCGGAGGCACCGCCAGUUAUUUCAGAGGACGAGAAGAAACAGAGAGCAAAAGAAAGAGCGAGAGAAAGGGCAAAGGCCAGGGAAGAAACCAUGGUGGCUGCAUAA